Molecule: messenger RNA, 903 nt
Organism: Aphanomyces astaci
Lineage: Eukaryota; Oomycota; Saprolegniomycetes; Saprolegniales; Verrucalvaceae
Exons: 2
Coding region: 1-903 (300 amino acids)
Source: RefSeq, a predicted model, not a curated record
AUGUCGCUCCGUCGCGUCCUAUCCAACAUCCUCGUGAUGACCGCGAUGAUCGCGAUGGGCCUAGUGGCAACCAGGGCUCUAAUAGCCACCAUGGAUGGGGCAAUUACUCCAGACUCUGUCUCGAUGAGUGUAGCCCAGGCUAGCCUUGCGCGCCUCUGGCACCGCCGUCUCGGCCAUCCAGGCGUUGAUGCCUUCAAUCAAAUGACAAAGACAAACCCCGAGCUUAUGCUCUUCAAGUCCAAGCACCUUCGUGGUCAAUUAUGUGAGACUUGUUCUUAUGCCAAGUCCAAGCGCAACCUAUUCUGUACGAGCACUUCGUUAAAGCCGAUCAGCAUGACAAAUCAAGUUCAACACGGGCAUACGUUCAACAACUUUCCCUCCGCUUUGUACUGCACCGAUGUGAAGUUCCAACCAUCGUACCAUCCGACGGGCCGAUUCGACGAGGCCAAACACUACUUUUCAGGUAAACAUAAGCUGUAUGGCCUCAAGCUCGAGUACUCCGUAGCAUACCCAUGUGUGGCUGUUAAUAGGUCCGAACACAGUCCUGGAUCUGUUGCGGAUGUGACAAUGUUCAUGCAUCGCCGGCAUGUCCAUAAAGACAUGCUUCGCAAGUCAGCGUCUGAGAUCAAAGAAGUUGAUCACGACGAAGGUGCCGAGGAGUAUCCAGACUCGUGGAGCAUACUGGUGGACAUGGGCUACCAAGGGAUCCAACACGAAGUGCGGUCCAUGCAACCCAAGCGAAGACCUCAAGGCGGCCUUCUCACUGCACGAGAGCUUGAACGAAAUGCCCAAGCGUCAUCGGAUCGAGUGCUGAUGGAGAACUACUUUGGACGCAUAUGCAGCCUUUGGAAGGUCAUGCGUGAGACGUACAAGUGGAACGAAUCUCGUUUUGACCGAAUUUGA